Messenger RNA from Paecilomyces variotii, 1633 nucleotides. RefSeq lists its product as hypothetical. The transcript has 3 exons. The record is from RefSeq and is a predicted model, not a curated record. NCBI's taxonomy places the organism in Eukaryota, Fungi, Ascomycota, Eurotiomycetes, Eurotiales, Thermoascaceae. The coding region runs from base 92 to 1537 and encodes 481 amino acids.
CGAUACGCCUCGAGUUCUCCACAUCGGUCUAUCAACUGCUUCGAUCGUUGAAUUUCCUGCCUGGCGCUCCGGCCAAGCUGCAUAGGCUAGGAUGUUCUCCUUAUCGCGGGGUUCGAGUAAACGGCAGGCGAGCUUACCUCAAGAGGACCGCAGCCGGUAUUAUGAUUUUGUCGACACCCCCAUCUUCUACAGGCCGGAAUCCCCUCUGAUUGAACGCCCAGAGUUUUCUCCAGAGACCAUGGGGAAGUUACGGUGUUCGUGCAUGCUGCUAUUCCAUCAUAUCGAGACUGGGCAGCCUUCCACGCUGUCAUAUCAGCCAGAGACGGAGACAGUCGACAGGUUCUAUGCGCAGAGACAGUCCGCUCAGGAAACAUGGGAUCGGUCACCCAACCAAAACGGUUAUUUAUUCCCCAUGGAUAACAAAGACGAAGUGUUCAAGAAAGAGAAAUAUGAUUCUGGCGUGGCACUUGGGGCCUCGUCCCCAGAUAUGAAUGAGCGCCGCAGGAGGAUUCUCAUGAUGGACGCGAGAGAACAUCGUGUGUCCAGAGCAUAUGCAGACUACCAACAGAAUGGGUCUGCUGCAGGUACUGGCGCAACUCGUCUCUAUGAAUCCGAGAGUGAUUCGGAACCCGAAGAUUAUAGCCGACUCAGCAAUGCUCGUGACGAAACGCACAACAUGGAUGAUUCCGGCUUCAUGUCCGCCAGGGAACAAUCGCCAGAGCACCUAUCUACGUCUGGCAUCGAGCAUAUGAUUGAUCAGUCACUUGCUGGUCUGGAAGGAAAGCAGGUUGACACCCUGCACCAGUCAUUUGAACCUCCAGUUUCUUUCGAUCCCAGUCUCUUAAGUACAAUUCCUCCCCAGGACACAAUGGUCCCGACAGAGGGACAAGCAGAGUCCGAAUUCGAUGACUCUGAUGUAGAUCCAUGGAUAGGCUUCAGUGGCUCCAAGCUUCCCUGCAGAGUCCCCAGCCUAUCUCGCCCAAAGUCUAUGUCGAAGCGCAGCAGAGGUGCUAGUGACAUACGGUCAGACGGGGAAAGCAAUGGACCUGCGAUGGUCAAUGGAAGUGAAGGUGUCGCAAUCAUCAUCGACGCUGAUGGGGAGAAACGUGUCAUGUCAGCGGCGGAAGAAAGACAGAGGAGACUAGACUUGCAGAAUGCAGUCAUGGAAAAGAUGUGCACAGGUGUCAUCACGGCGGAAGAGGAGAGACAACGCCAGCUACAACUCCAACGGGCGGUUGCGGAAAAGAUGACUGGUUCCAUUGGAGUGAUUACCGCUACCAGUGUUAGCGGUCACCAGGAGAAGCCUGCUGAUGGAGCUGACUAUAGCCUCUGGCCAAGCACGAAGUCCGAACAUAUACAACCAGGCCAGUAUGGCACCCGAAUGGCUAAUCAGCUGGGAGGCCCGAAGUCUCCUACGUUCUUUCCAAACAUGGAUAAAGAUACGACACACAAAAAGAAACACGGACUGAGACGCAAGUUAUCUGUCCUAGGCCUAGGAAAGAAGAAGUCUUCCGCGGUUACUGCUUCCUUCGGAUGAUAGAGAGCGUUUGCAACAGCAUUUUACACUCGAUGUCUUUUGAUAGACCAACUUCAAUUGGGGACAACAUUACUCUCGCUCUUUUCCCGGUUUUUC